AUGGUUUUCUUCUUUCGAUUUCUCUCCCUCUCGCCCUUUUCUGCCCGUUUUCUGCUACGAAUUCCUCGAAAUCGCGCGUGUACCCGAGUGGAAAUCCAAAAACGAUCCGAACAUCGGGCCGGCGUACGGUCAGCCCGAACAGGUCCAUUUGGCCUACGGAGGCGAUCCGUCGGCCUACUCGGUCACCUGGCUGACCUACGACGAUACCCUCAAGUCCAUAGUCGAGUACGGAACGGAUAUUAGGGAUCUGGAGAAAAGUACGGAGGGACGAUGCGCCGUAUUCCUUGAUGGUCAGAAGAACAACGUGUGGAGAUAUGUGCAUCGGGCGAAUCUGACGGGCCUCACACCUGGCACCACAUAUUGUAAGUUCUUUGCUCUCUUUUUUGAAUUUUAGUAAUUUGCAGACUAUCACGUGGGCUCGGAGCACGGUUGGAGUCCGAUCUUCUUCUUCACCGCCCUGAAAGAACGGUCCGAAGACGGCGGAGGCUUCACUUACGCCGUUUACGGAGAUUUGGGCGUUGAGAACGGACGGAGUCUGGGCACAAUUCAGAAAAUGGCACAGAAGGGACAGUUGGACAUGGUGCUGCAUGUUGGUAAGCAAAAAGAAACGAUUGUAUGUAGCCAAUAUUUCUUGGGAUCUUUGUGUGUUCCUGUGCUCUCAAGUUGUCCGGGAAUCGUUUGAAGAAAUGUACUCAAAUCCCCAUUUCUCAGGUGACUUCGCCUACAACAUGGACGAGUCGAACGGUCAGACGGGCGACGAGUUCUUCCGUCAGAUCGAGCCGAUCUCCGCGUACAUUCCCUACAUGGCGGCCGUCGGAAAUCACGAAUAUUUCAACAAUUUCACGCAUUACGUGAAUCGCUUUACGAUGCCGAAUUCCGAUCACAGUUUGUACUACAGGUAGCGAGGGUUUCGAGUACUUGAAGGCACUUCAAGUACGUGUUCAGUUUCGACGUCGGCCCUGUUCAUUUCAUCGUUUUCUCCACCGAAUUUUACUUUUACACCGGCUGGGGAUAUCAUCAAAUCGAGACACAGUACAAGUGGUUGAUCGGCGAUUUGAAGGUACUCUAUAUUUGAAAAUGUUUAAAACCUUUAGAAUGUUCCAGAAAGCCAAUGGUAACCGUGACAAAGUGCCCUGGAUCAUUACUAUGGGGCAUCGACCGAUGUAUUGCUCGGAUUUCGAUGGCGACGAUUGCACCAAGUACGAGUCCCUGGUACGUUCCCAGUUUUCUAGAAGAUUCCAUAAACUUUCCCCAUCAGAUCCGCACGGGACUGCCGUUAACUCACGGCUACGCCCUCGAAAAGUUGUUCUACGAGUUCGGAGUGGAUGUGGAACUGUGGGCGCAUGAGCACAGUUACGAGCGGUUGUGGCCCGUGUACAACAGGACCGUCUACAAUGGAACCCGGGAACCGUACGUGGAUUCGCCCGCGCCAGUGCACAUUAUCACGGGAUCGGCGGUAAGUUAGCUGACUUCAAAAUUGUGUUCCUAAAAGAUUCUCAACUUUUUUUGUCAAACUGUAUCAGUUCAACGAAUGAACACUCUAAAAUUGUAAUGGUUUUCGGUUUCAAAGUUUAUUGGUACUUGGUGUCAAACAAGAGGUCCCCCACAGAUGCUCACUAAAUCGGUGAUACAUCUUAAACCUUGACAGGCACGAAUAAUAGUCUUAUAGUUCCAUGAAUUGCAUUAAAACCCUAAAAAUGUCCAACCGAUUUCCAUUGCAGGGUUGUCGUGAGAACACGGACGUUUUUGUGGAGCACCCGGCGCCGUGGAGUGCCGUCCGAUCGACCGAUUACGGGUUCGGCGUGAUGAGAGUUUACAACGCGACACAUUUGAAUUUCAAGCAGAUCAACGUGGCACAGGUAGCCUGGACCGAGGACAAACCUUGCAGGCUUCAUGAACUUGGAUUGAAGUAUGUUGGGCCCGAGUUUCAGACCGAUCGGAUCAUCUGAUCCCGAGAUAUAAAGUGAUUCAGGCCCGUAAAGCUUUUCGGGCUUUUAGGCCAACUUUAGGGGGACCAACAUACUUCAAUCCAUGUUCAAGAAGCUUGCAAGUAGAGCGCUUCUGCAUCACAACUUUUCAGGGCGGCACGGAAGACGACAAUAUCUGGGUGGUCAAAACGUCGCCGAAACACCAUCGCCCGUUCAAAACGCGCGAUUUGAAACGGUUGCGAACGUACGGAACCUUCGUGCCCAAACAUCAUUGUCAUCACAAAUCGCAUUGUUUGAAUCAUUGA
Caenorhabditis sp. 36 PRJEB53466 is the source of this 2233-nucleotide messenger RNA. Lineage: Eukaryota; Metazoa; Nematoda; Chromadorea; Rhabditida; Rhabditidae. The record is from the annotation of a GenBank genome assembly.